This is a messenger RNA of Bicyclus anynana (squinting bush brown), 3497 nucleotides long. It is a transcript of the gene Achi, whose product is annotated as iroquois-class homeodomain protein IRX-5. The record is from RefSeq and is a predicted model, not a curated record. Gene Ontology annotation, biological process: regulation of transcription by RNA polymerase II. The coding region runs from base 205 to 1272 and encodes 355 amino acids. The transcript is spliced from 8 exons. Gene Ontology annotation, molecular function: RNA polymerase II cis-regulatory region sequence-specific DNA binding; DNA-binding transcription factor activity, RNA polymerase II-specific. NCBI's taxonomy places the organism in Eukaryota, Metazoa, Arthropoda, Insecta, Lepidoptera, Nymphalidae.
UUCCCCCCAAACAAACGGCACAGCCGUCAGUCGCGUUUUGGUUCGGUUUGCUUUGCCUACUUUAUCCGAAGUUCCCUUGACUAAAAUUAUUUUUAACCAUCAAAUGAUUACAUUACUGACAGUUACAUCGGAAAUUGUGUACUAUUAGUAAUUAUAUCCUUAGUGACGCCGUGAAUUACUAUUUUUCACAUGGAUUGAGUGACAAUGUUACCACCUACGGCCGGUAUAGCGCAGGAACAACGUGACCGGACCGAAAUGUCGUACCAGCAAAGACGUGACGUGAGAGAAAUCACUCGGGAGAUCAUCAGGGAAGCUCGUGUAUCAAACAGGGAAUCACUUUCGCCUGGAGAUGAGUUCUGUGUCACAGCCCGGGACAGGUUCCCGUCCACGUCGUCGACUGACGACAAUGAGUCCGGGACGGACGGCGAGCUCGACAGAUCCCGGAAAUCGGGACUGUCGCAUGCGCACGCCGGACCGCCGAUGGGUAUAAUAGUCCGCAAGCGGCGCGGCAACUUGCCCAAGCACUCGGUGAAGAUCCUCAAGCGCUGGCUGUAUGAGCACCGCUACAAUGCCUACCCCAGCGACGCGGAGAAGCUCACGCUUAGCCAGGAGGCCAACCUUACUGUACUGCAGGUGUGCAACUGGUUUAUCAACGCGCGGCGGCGCAUCUUGCCCGAGAUGAUCCGGCGCGAGGGCCACGACCCGCUGCACUACACCAUCUCGCGCCGCGGCCGCAAGCAGCUGGGCUCGGGCGGCGCUGGCUCCAGCAGCGGCGUCGUCGUCACCGAGUGGGACGGCGAGGGCGAGGGCGAAGGCGAGGUGGAGGGCGAGGCGGGCGGCGAGCACGAGUACGGCGACGGGCUGCUGGUAUACCGCAGCGACGGCGACGACAUGGGCGACGCGGAGGAGGGCUACUCGUCCAGCGCCGUCAGCGAGGAGGAGGUCAAGUACGACCCCUCCGUGUGGCAGUCCGUCAUCCGCUACGACGAGCGCGACCUGCACCCGGCCGCCAGGGGGUCAGCGGCGGUGGUGACGGUGCGCACGGCGGAGGGCGAGACGGAGGGCGAGGCGGAGGGCUCGGGCGGCGCGGGCGGCUGGCACCCACAGCUGGCGCACCUGCCGCAGCUGCCGCACCCGCUGCGCCGCAAGCUGCAGGUGGUGGGCGCGCACGGCGAGGGCGAGAAGGACAAGUUCAAGUGCUUGUACCUGCUGGUGGAGACGGCGGUGGCGGUGCGCCAGCGCGAGAAGGAGCAGGAGGAGGUGCCCGUCUAGUGCGCGUGCUCAGUAAUUGCACGGAGGUGACGUCACUUCGCAAGGAAUUGUAUGGUACGAGUCUCCCGUUCCUCCCGUUAAGGUCCGCGCACACUUGACGCGCCGCGUCGUAGUAUAGUAUGCGCCCACCUUUAUCGAAUACUCCAUAGCGUACUGUAGCCGUAUAAUAAUUAUACUUCAUAAUAAAAUUAUAAUUAUUUUUUUUUUGUAUCAGCUAUGGAUAUGGGACUGUAUUGUAUCGAUUAUGAUACAAAAAUUUAUUUACGGUUAAUUCUUUAAAGUUAACUUUUCGGAGUUGCUACUCUAUGCGAAAUCGUGUAUUAAGUAAAAAAAAAAAAUAUAGUUUUAUUAGCGAGAAUUUCUUUGGUGUCUAUCCGACAAUUUUAAACCAAAGUCAAUUGCCACGAAAAGGCGAUAGCAGAGGUUUUCUUCAUAGUAUUGUUGGAUAUAUUCCGACGAUAAUUCAAGCGAAUUUCAUAAAAUUGGGUUGGACAUUGAUUUUGAAUCCAUAGAGUAGCCAUUACGUCGUUUAACUUAAAUACUUGUGUAUAAAUAGAUAUUUGGACAGAUUUGUUUUAUGUUGUAAUAAAAUGAUUAUUUUUUUUUUAGUUUAGUCUGGUAUUUUAGUUAUCGUUAAUCACUAAAAUUAUUUUUAUUUAAACAAAGUGUGAAGGGUUUUCUUUUUCACUAUCGUCAAUAGAGGUUAUGUUAAUAUUAACUUUAUUGUUCUCAUAGUGACUCAUUUACUAUAGAAUAAAGUACAUAAUAAUGUAGAAAAAUCAUAAAUGAUUAAUAACUAUAAUAUUGUAAAGUCAAUAUUUUAGGAAAACUUAGAUUUCUUUGCAACAAGAUUUUAUUUUAUUAGUCAUGUUUUUGAAAAUUAAAAAUGUGCCCUUUUCUUAGUUUUUAUUUUUAUUUAUUGCAGCAGAGGGCAAAGUUCAUUCAACCCUACCAUAGAAUGGUUUCUAUAUUAGGUUAUUCGCUAAGUUAGCAAGGAAGAGGGGAAAAUCAUGUCUAAUUGUUCUGUUUAAUAAAUAAAAUCAGUAUUAUGAUGCUACUAAAAAUUUCAAUAUUUUGCUACUCCAUGGUUUAUUGUAAACAAUAUUUAAAAUUUUAUACUUAACCAUCAUAUUAUAUAAACGAUUCUUGCUCGGCUGUAGACAUAGAUUCACUUUACUACUAUAAUAUAGUAUGGUAUAACUAUAAUAUUAUAAUAUUGUAUAUACAGUAAGUAGCAUAAUGUAACUAUAAUACGGAGUUUUUGCGAAAAUGUGUAAUUUUGCUAUGUCUUCAUACAGGUAUUUUUAUUUAACUCUGCCAUCAGGUUUUAAGUCCUAUGAAAGAUUAAGAAAGGAAAGAAGGAAAUUAAUAAUACAAUAUCAGGCGAUAAUUAAUUGGCUCAGCGUUGUCUGUAUACUUAACAUGCGACCAACCAAUGAUAAUUGUAUACUAUAGAUGAGUUACGUCUACAACUAACACUGAGGCAUUUUUCAUGCGCUAGUAACACAUCUAACAGUAUUCAAUAACAUUGCGACCAACAUCAUCUUAUGUGAAGAGAAAUGUCAAAUGUCAAUCAAUAGCAGCGCAACCGAAAAUACCGCUAUCUCUUUCAUUGCGUUGGGACUUAUGUCUCAUCUCUUUCCUUCCAACGCAAUGUACUCAAGUACAACUAAGGUACGAUUUCGUCGACACUUUGUCUACUAGCACGUUGUUCGCAUGCUAAACCUACUGUUGUAUUUUUUUUUUUAGAGAUACCAAAUAUCGAACCUCUGAUUUUGUCUAAUAGUCUUUACGAGUAAUGACGUUGGUCGCACGCUAGGCCUACUGUUGUGUGUAUUCUUUUUCUUUUCAAGAUAACCAAUAUCGAAUUGCUUUGUCGAGUUCUGUCUGUAUACAGACUUCUCUGUCUAUGACUAACCAAUAAUCUAUUUCUAAAAUUGAAAUAUCAUGUUUUUAUCAAACAAUCAAGAUAUUUUAGUGUCAUUGAUAUAGAAAAAAAUCUAAAAGAAGGCUGGUUCCAAUAACAUUUUUUUCUACUCCCAUUACUCACAUCUACUCAAUAUAAAACCAUAUCACAAAGCAAUUAUGGCUUUUUUUAAAUAGUUCCCGGUCAUUGGCUACAAAAAUUCGGCUUCUUUAUAAUAGACAAAUCUAGGAGGUCACGCCGAUACAAAAAUCGAGGAGACUAUACCCAACGCCAAUUGUAUAUUUAUCAAGUUUUGUUA